Galleria mellonella (greater wax moth) is the source of this 3238-nucleotide messenger RNA. It is a transcript of the gene Prp5, whose product is annotated as probable ATP-dependent RNA helicase DDX46. Gene Ontology annotation, cellular component: nucleus. The record is from RefSeq and is a predicted model, not a curated record. Gene Ontology annotation, molecular function: ATP binding; RNA helicase activity; nucleic acid binding. The transcript has 18 exons. NCBI's taxonomy places the organism in Eukaryota, Metazoa, Arthropoda, Insecta, Lepidoptera, Pyralidae. The coding region runs from base 145 to 3204 and encodes 1019 amino acids. Gene Ontology annotation, biological process: mRNA splicing, via spliceosome.
UAAAUUGUCAAUUGUUGUCAACAAAAUAAAUGUGAACUGAAAGCGUGCCACGGUUCCACGAUCAAAAAUUAAACCAACCAUUUAAAAUUUCCUAAAAAUAGUAUUUUUUUCUGUUGACAGAGCAUUAUAUAUAAUAUUGUAAUAAUGGUUCGCAGCGGGCGUGAUCGUGAUCGGGAUCGCGAUCGCGAACGGAGACGGUCUCACAGUCGAUCCGCGACUCCAGAUCGCAAACGGCGCAGAUCUCGUUCAAGAAGUCGUGACAGAAAUUCGAAGUCGUCUAAAAGGAAACGUAGCCGCAGCAGGGAUCGGGAUUCUAAAAGAGACCGAAGCAGAGAUCGAGAUAGGGAUCGUGAUCGGGAUCGAGAUAGGAAAAGUGAUAAACGAGAUGAUAAAAGAAAUGGGUCAAGCAGCAAGUCUUCUAGAAAGAAGUCACCAGAACGAGAAAAAGACAGAUCAAAAUCAAAAGAAAAAGCAAUUAAGUCUGAAUCUGGUGAAUAUGAUCCAGGUACUGUUGACAAGGAGGAAGAACAGAGUCGAUUAGAGGCUGAAAUGCAGAAGCGACGAGAUCGUAUUGAGCGUUGGCGCGCUGAACGGAAACGCAAAGAGUUAGAGUCAGCGAAGAAGGAAGUGCAGAAAGGUAGCAUUGUCAGCAACAUACAGAUGCCUGCUAAGAAGUGGUCACUUGAGGAUGAUUCUGGUGAUGAAGGUGAAGAUGGAGAAGCCAAAGAGAAACAACCUGUUGAAGAAAAGAAAGAGAUAGAAGACGAAAUUGAUCCUUUGGAUGCAUAUAUGCAAGAAGUACAACAGGAGGUAAGAAAAGUCAACCAGAUGGAUCAAGCUAGAGGUAUCAGUGUUCCCACUACAGGCGGAACAGGCGUGGUCAUUCUUACUGGUACUGCCAAGAAAAACGUUACUGAACAGAAAAACAAAGGUGAACUAAUAGAACAGAACCAAGAUGGAUUGGAAUAUUCAUCAGAAGAAGAAACUGAAGAUAUCAAAGAUGCUGCUGCAAAUCUUGCGUCCAAACAAAGAAAGGAGCUGGCCAAAGUGGACCAUGCUAGUUUGAAUUAUAUGCCAUUCAGAAAAUCUUUUUAUACUGAGGUUAGCGAAUUAUCAAGAAUGACGGCAGAAGAAGUAGAAGCAUAUAGAACUGAAUUAGAAGGCAUCAGGGUUAAGGGCAAAGGUUGUCCUAAGCCUAUCAGAACGUGGGCCCAUUGUGGUAUCAGUAAGAAAGAGCUAGAUAUAUUAAAGAAGCUGAGCUUCGAGAAGCCUACACCUAUACAAGCUCAAGCUAUACCCGCUAUUAUGUCUGGAAGAGAUCUAAUAGGCAUAGCUAAGACUGGCUCCGGUAAAACGUUAGCUUUUAUCCUGCCAAUGUUUCGCCAUGUGCUAGAUCAACCACCACUGGAAGACACCGACGGACCGAUCUCACUAAUUAUGACGCCCACCAGGGAACUGUGCAUGCAAAUAGGGAAAGACAUCAAGAAGUUUGCCAAAUCCUUGGGACUAAGAGUUGUAUGUGUUUAUGGGGGUACUGGGAUAUCUGAACAGAUAGCGGAAUUAAAGCGUGGUGCUGAGAUGAUAGUUUGCACUCCAGGUAGAAUGAUUGAUAUGUUAGCCGCGAAUUCGGGACGUGUGACCAACCUGCGUAGAGUGACGUACGUCGUGCUAGACGAAGCAGACAGGAUGUUCGAUAUGGGUUUCGAGCCACAGGUGAUGAAAAUAAUCGACAACAUACGACCUGAUAGACAGACUGUGAUGUUCAGUGCCACAUUUCCGCGACAAAUGGAAGCUCUUGCACGAAGGAUACUGCAAAAACCUAUUGAAAUUCAGGUUGGCGGUAGGAGUGUAGUAUGUAAAGAUGUAGAACAGCAUGUCGCCAUAUUGGAGGAGGAUGCGAAAUUCUUCAAAUUACUCGAAUUGCUUGGAUUAUACAGUCAAAUGGGCAGUAUCAUAGUAUUUGUGGACAAACAGGAGAACGCGGACAGUCUUUUGAAGGACCUCAUGAAAGCUUCUUACUCGUGCAUGAGUUUACAUGGCGGGAUUGAUCAAUUCGACAGGGACUCGACGAUCGUGGACUUCAAGAACGGCAAGGUGAAACUGUUGGUAGCAACAAGCGUGGCGGCUCGCGGUCUCGACGUCAAACAACUAGUGCUGGUCGUUAAUUACGAUUGCCCCAACCAUUACGAGGAUUACGUGCAUAGAUGCGGUCGUACCGGUCGCGCGGGCAACAAAGGGUACGCGUGGACGUUCCUAACGCCGGAGCAGGGCCGGUACGCGGGCGACGUGGUGCGGGCGCUGGAGCUGGCCGGCGCGGCGCCGCCGCCGGAGCUGCGCCAGCUGUGGGACCGGUACAAGGACGCGCAGGAGAAGGACGGCAAGAAGGUGCACACCGGCGGCGGCUUCAGCGGGAAAGGUUUUAAAUUUGACGAGUCAGAGGCCCAAGCGGCAUCUGAAAAGAAAAAGUACCAGAAAGCAGCUCUCGGUCUACAGGACUCCGAUGACGAAGACGUGGAGGGUGAUCUGGAUCAGCAAAUUGAAACUAUGCUCGCCGCUAAGAAGAUUGUCAAAGAAAUUAAGCCGGGCGUGGCGGCGGGCGUGGGCGCGGGCGCGGGCGCGGCGGCGGGCGCGGGCGCGGGCGCGGGCGCGGCGGACGGCAAGCUGGAGCUGGCGCGGCGCCUCGCCUCCCGCAUCAACCUCGCCAAGGGGCUCGGCGCCGAGCACAAGGGCGCCACGCAGCAGGCCGCCGAGGCGAUCCUCAAGGGGGCGCCGUCCGCGCACACGCUUAUUACGGCUAAAACAGUAGCGGAACAGCUGGCUGCUAAAUUGAAUACGAGAUUGAAUUAUCAGCCUCGAGAUGAGAGUGCAUCGGAGCCAGCCGAGGAGGUGUUCCGCAAGUAUGAGACUGAGCUGGAGAUCAACGACUUCCCGCAACAGGCCCGCUGGAGGGUCACUAGCAAGGAGGCGCUAGCAUUGAUCAGUGAAUACAGUGAAGCUGGCAUCACAGUGCGGGGAACGUACGUCCCGCCUGGCAAGACACCACCAGAAGGCGAACGCAAACUGUACCUCGCCAUCGAAAGCUCCCAAGAGCUCGCUGUAGCUAAAGCGAAAUCGGAAAUUACGCGCCUCAUCAAAGAAGAACUGCUCAAGUUACAGACCUCUGCUCAUCACAUGAUAAACAAAGCCAGAUAUAAAGUUAUAUAAGUGAUGAAAUAAAUGGAAUGUAUCUAAAAUAAAA